AUGGCAAGAGGGACAGAAGGUACCCCCCCGGUGCCUGAUGCACAGAAAUACUUCGCCGAUCCACUGACCGGUGAAGACGUGGCGUUCUUUGAGAAGAACAAGAAGGCCAUCGUGUACCGUAUCUUAGAGCGGAACGCGACGCCGGGCGAGCUCUACGACAAGAUCGUGCUCGAGGUGGAACGUGCUCGAGUUCACGGCAUGGAGGACAUCAUUUCCCAGGACUACUACAAUGAAUGUCAGGAAAGCUCUCUCGAAGCUAAUCAAGGAUGUCGGAUACGAAGGGCUCGAGGACCACAUCACCGAAGUGAGGAAGCAGGCGAGUCUAAUGAGGUCAAGUUCGCCAUCGCCGCGGUGCAAGAGCUCGUUGCUGGUCCUACCAAGAAUAGCAGGAACACCACACUGGCAGGCGUGCUCAAGCCAUAG
This is a messenger RNA of Ectocarpus sp. CCAP 1310/34, 423 nucleotides long. NCBI's taxonomy places the organism in Eukaryota, Phaeophyceae, Ectocarpales, Ectocarpaceae. The record is from the annotation of a GenBank genome assembly.